CCCCGCUAUUACAGCAUUGACGCGAUCCUCUCGACGCUCCGCACAACCUAUUCCGACGCAACCCACCCGAUUAACGCCAACAAAGAAGACUGCGUUUACGUCACUACCUCCCCCACCAAAUUCCUCAUCCACAGUAUCAACCCUCAAAUCAAAUUUUCAGGACUCCCCUUUUGAUUCCACAACUUUACAAAAAGUUUGUUUUACCAUUCACAGAUCUGCUCCACUGUAAGCUACAAAGAUCAGCCAUUUUUGCAUUCUUGAUCAAUUACCAGUUGAUAUUCCCCGGUCCAUCGUCAAAGCUUGCAGCUUUAGCCUGUUUUGUCCUACUGUGCUCGUUCUGCAGUCUGGGUAUUCUUGGGGCGGCUUUGAGAAUGUCUCUUAGAAGUAUAAUCCCUCGGGACACGAAAGGUGAAUGUGGGAGUAUCUCUAGGAAAGGUUUUGAGGUGAGGUUUGGUCGGUCAUGGUCACAGAGGAUGGUUCAGGACAGCUUUGUGGAACAUGUAGAUGCGCUGAGGCAGAGCUGUUGGGCUAAUAUGCCACCUGAGCUCUUGAGGGAUGUUCUUAAGAGGAUUGAGGCUUCUGAAUCCACAUGGCCGCCUAGGAAAAGUGUGGUUUCUUGUGCUGGCGUUUGCAGGAGCUGGAGAGAAAUUAUGAAAGAAACUGUUAAGCGGCCGGAUGUUUGUGGCAGAUUAACAUUCCCUAUCUCUCUGAAACAGCCGGGACCAAGGGAUACUCUCUGCCAAUGUUUCAUAAAGCGUAACCGCAGUUCACAAACAUAUCAUCUUUAUUUAAAUUUCAGUGAAGCAUCUAAUGAUGAUGGCAAGUUCCUUCUUGCUGCUCAAAAGUGUAGACGGACAACAUGUACAGAAUACAUCAUCUCCUUAAACCCUGAAAAUAUCUCAAAGGGAAGACGUUCCUACAUUGGAAAGCUAAGGUCUAACUUUCUGGGGACUAAGUUUGUAAUUUAUGAUGCACAGCCCCCUUCUGAAAUCAAGUUGACUAAAUCUCAUUCUACCAAGCUGGUGGGAACCAAACAAAUCUCUCCAAGUAUACCAUCUGGAAACUACCCUGUAGCUCAUAUUUCUUAUGAAUCAAAUGUUCUUGGUUCUAGAGGACCAAGGAGAAUGCAGUGCAUCAUGGAUGGGAUCCCCGCUUCAUCUGUUGAACCGGGAGGUGUAGCCCCCACACAAACUGAGUUCCUUCCUGUCAGCAUAGAUUCAUUCCCUUCUUUUCCAUUUUUCCGCUCAAAAUCCAAGCGUGGGGAUGGUAUCCAAUCUGAAACCUUAACAGUUCAGAAAGACGAUGUUUUAACAAUGAGGAACAAGGCUCCAGGGUGGCACGAGCAACUUCAAUGCUGGUGUCUUAACUUCCAUGGGCGGGUAACGGUCGCUUCUGUCAAAAACUUCCAGUUGGUUGCUUCUUCUAUGGGAAAUGAGGGUAGAGUUGGACAUGAACGUGAAAGUGUCAUUCUUCAAUUUGGGAAAGUUGGAAGGGAUGUGUAUACCAUGGAUUAUCAGUAUCCGAUUUCGGCUUUCCAGGCAUUUGCUAUUUGCCUCAGCAGCUUUGACACCAAAAUUGCUCGUGAAUGAUAAGCCAGAUGCAUCAAGAGCUGUUCAGGGACACAAAUAUGCUCUUUGGGCUUCUACAAAUUGCCACGUUGAUCCUCCUUUUUCUGCAUCCGUUGCGUUGUGCCCCCGUUUUUUUGCUCAUUUUGUUUUGUACAUAAUUCAAUACGGGGAUGAUAGUUUUUUUCAUCUUUUAUCCAUAGUAUCACAUUUCAGUGGUUGCUGCAUGUUCCACAGAAUCGUUUUCCUUGUGACUUCAUUUUUUUGCACAUUGACAAGUCAUUGGGCUGUGAUUAUCCUCAUGGAAUGUUUGCAUGAUGAACGCUUGCAAGAGGUUACACACUUGUUUUAAUGUCCGUUUAAAGAAAGUAUUACUAAGUAUAUCAACUGACUUGAAUUUCACCAAGUAUUCC
This is a messenger RNA of Cuscuta europaea, 1978 nucleotides long. Lineage: Eukaryota; Viridiplantae; Streptophyta; Magnoliopsida; Solanales; Convolvulaceae. The record is from the annotation of a GenBank genome assembly.